Molecule: messenger RNA, 399 nt
Organism: Aspergillus fijiensis CBS 313.89
Lineage: Eukaryota; Fungi; Ascomycota; Eurotiomycetes; Eurotiales; Aspergillaceae
Product: 60S ribosomal protein eL27
Exons: 3
Coding region: 1-399 (132 amino acids)
Biological process (GO): translation
Cellular component (GO): cytosolic large ribosomal subunit; ribosome
Molecular function (GO): structural constituent of ribosome
Source: RefSeq, a predicted model, not a curated record
AUGAAAGUGGGCCGUGUGGCCAUCAUCACCCGUGGCCGUUACGCCGGUAAGAAGGUCGUCAUUGUCCAGCCUAACGACACUGGCUCCAAGGCGCACCCCUUCCCUUACGCCAUCGUCGCCGGUAUCGAGCGCUACCCCCUCAAGGUCACCCGCCGCAUGGGUAAGAAGACCGUCGAGAAGCGCAGCCGCAUCAAGCCCUUCAUCAAGGUCGUCAACUACAACCACUUGAUGCCCACCCGUUACACUCUCGAGCUCGAGGGUCUCAAGGGUGCCGUCUCCAACGACACCUUCAAGGAGGUCUCCCAGCGUGAGGACGCCAAGAAGAACGUCAAGAAGGCCCUCGAGGACCGCUACACCAGCGGCAAGAACCGUUGGUUCUUCACUCCUCUGCGUUUCUAA